AUGGCCGAUACGUAUGCGUUAGCAACGCUAGUGGAUUAUUUUGAUAAUAGCAAAGAGUACAGAAGGACAGACGAUCGCACAGGUGUGCAGUCCGGUGAUAUUACUAUACCGUACAAAUCGAUCGCACAGGAUACUCUUUCCGCAGUUGAUUACGUCCACAACAGUGAUGAAAGUAACCUAAAAGAGUAUGUGUUAAAGAAUAUCGACAAAUACAUCAUCAAAGACGCUCGUAUAACAAUAUUACUGAAACAGUUGCAAAUGCAUGGCGCUAAGACUUUCCUCUUGACCAAUAGCUCAUUUUCGUAUACGAAUGGUAUUAUGAAGUACUUGAUUGGAGACGAUUGGCUCUCGUAUUUCGAUUUCACGUUUGUCGACGCAAAGAAGCCGUUGUGGUUUGCGCAGGGGACGGCCUUUCGGCAGUUGGAUCCGAACACGGGCACUCCAAAGCUGGGCAUACAUCACGGCCCGAUCAAGAAAGGUCAAGUAUUUGUGGGAGGUAACUGUGAUAUCUUUCGGCACAUGUUCAUGGCGCGUGGCAAGGAUGUCAUGUAUAUUGGAGAUCAUAUUUUCGGAGACGUAUUGAAGUCUAAGAAGACUAAAGGUUGGCGUACAUUUCUUGUAGUUCCCGAAUUGGAGCGUGAGAUCUCGAUUUGGACCGACAAGCAUUCUCAUUUCGAGAGACUCGUGGACUUGGGCAAACAAAUGGAACAACUCUAUAGCGAACUGAGUGUAGAAUCAGAGUUGUCUUGCAAACCGAAUAUACAAACAAAUUUGCAGCAGAUCCGUGAAAUCACACAAGAGAUGGAUCAAAGUUACAGUAAAAUGGGAUCACUGUUUCGGAGCGGUUCGAGAACCACUUUCUUUGCCACUCAGGUGGGUCUUUUUUCGGUUAUGCGCCGGCUGAUUGACUCACUCUGUCGGGAAAUUCAGGAUCCGUACGAUUGGGAAUUCAGCAUUUCAUUUGCUUUCCGUCUAAAAAAUUCCGUUCCAUCUAUCCAUGCAGCCACCAGUAAUGAACUGACCUGA
Molecule: messenger RNA, 1026 nt
Organism: Anisakis simplex (herring worm)
Lineage: Eukaryota; Metazoa; Nematoda; Chromadorea; Rhabditida; Anisakidae
Source: the annotation of a GenBank genome assembly